GAGGGACGGAGGGAGUGUGAGAGAGAACAGGGAGUGUGAGAGAGCGAGAGACUGCAGUGAAGAGAGGAGUAGUCCGUCAGCGCUACAAUACUGUAAAAUGCUAUAGACGGCGCGGGUUUUCAUUUACUUUUGUUAAUAUAACCAGAGGGCAAGGAAAGCAGCGCUCGCGCUCAGGACACCGUUUGCUGUUGUGUUUAGAAGGUAGCGGCGCGCUGGAAAGGAGCGGAGUAAGGAGACAGGCUUAGGAAAACACGUAGUGUGGAAGCUUCAAGGCCAAGAUGCCAGAGCAGAGCAAUGACUACAGGGUGGUGGUGUUCGGGGCCGGGGGGGUGGGGAAGAGCUCUCUUGUGCUGCGCUUCGUAAAGGGAACCUUUAGGGACACUUACAUCCCCACUGUGGAGGACACGUACCGGCAGGUGAUCAGCUGCGACAAGAGCGUCUGCACCCUGCAGAUCACUGACACCACGGGCAGUCACCAAUUCCCCGCCAUGCAGCGUCUGUCCAUCUCCAAGGGUCACGCCUUCAUCCUGGUCUACUCCAUCACCAGUCGGCAGUCACUGGAGGAGCUCAAGCCCAUCUACCAGCAGGUGUUGGCCAUCAAGGGCAGCAUAGAGAAUAUCCCCGUCAUGCUGGUGGGGAACAAGUGCGACGAGAACCAGCGGGAGGUGGAGACCAGGGAGGGCGAGGCCCAGGCGGCCACCUGGAAGUGCGCCUUCAUGGAGACCUCAGCCAAAAUGAACUACAACGUCAAGGAGCUCUUCCAGGAGCUGCUCAACCUGGAGAAGAAGCGGAACAUGAGCCUCAACAUCGACGGCAAACGCUCCAACAAGCAGAAGCGUGCUGACAAGCUGAAGGGAAAGUGUAGCGUCAUGUAGGCCUGGUGGGAGCAGGGGAGAAGGAACGAGGAGGAGAUGGGGUCAAGUAGACACGAGUUGGAGGUGGAAGCUGGGGGAAGAGUAGGUGUGUUCAAAAAGAAGAGCGAAGAACCAUGUGACCUAGCAGAAUUUUAUGUAACCCCUUACACCGCCCACUUUCCUUUCUCAUAUGAAAACAUGAUCCAUUCACAGCAUACUCAGUCCAUUAAGCGUCACCUUUUUUAAUCGGAAUGUGUCGUCCGUGAGGAGGAGCUUCCAUCAGGGAAGGAGAGACUGACACAGAAGAAGUGUGGAAUAGUGGAAAAGGACAAUGGCAUGCUUUCAGUGAUCCCACAGGGUGACAGUAGCAGAGGGAGUGGGGCGUCUAAAGCCGGGAUCAUGGUGGUGGUUUGAGGGAGACGACCCCUGCGUGUUGGUGUGUGUGGCAUUUGUCCUGCAUGGUGGGUCAGCUUGGGGCUGCCUCUCCCUCCUCCUCUUCUAUUUUUCCUUCAGCCACAUAAGUUACAGGUUUUAAUCCGGGGGCCGAGGCACCGGGACGGAGGCCGCUGACACCCCGCCGCUGCUGUGUCAGCGAGACGGCCGCAAAAUCCACCGGUCAGAUGCUCUCAGCCAAAAAAUUCACUCCAUUAUUAAGUCGGCCCAACAGAAAGAUCCUGAUACGGAAGGAAGGAAAAGGCAGCUAUAAAGUUAACCGCAGGUUUCUACUGCUGUUUUUAAGAUUUAUGUUGUUUAGGAAGAAAACUCCUUCAGCUUCUCCAUGUUUAGCCCUGAUAUUUUCUGCCGGCUGAAAUCUCACCUCUCCUGGUGUUCUGUAUCAGAGAAACACAGGACAGAAGUCAAAUUCUUGAGUCACGUUUGAAAUGCCACACGCUGAAUUUUUUGCCAAUGCGUAAAUGUCUUCUUUCUAUUCUCAUAAUACAAUGUGACUCAGCUACAAGGCAAACGGACUGUUUUAGUGUCUCUCUGUAGUGCUCAGUACUGGUAGUCUUUAAGGUUCACUUGCUGGUUCCGCUCCAGCCGUCUGCAUGCUCCUCACGUGUCCAGCAGUGCCACACGGGACCAGCUACUGCCCAUCCGUGCCAAGUUGUGGGGGCUGUUUAGAACAUCCCGCUGAUGAAGUGGCCUUUUUUAGUGUAAAAAAAAAUUCUCCAGUGCUAAAAUCUACUGCUUUGAAGAGUCAUCUGUGAAACAGAACAUCCUUUGAGUCCUUAGCAUAUUUUUGAUUUAUUUGUUUUUUACUCUCCCUCCCCAUUCAGAGACAGGACUUGAUUGCUCUCAUAAGCCCUAGGCACAAUGUCACUUCUUACCAGCCUGUUUUCGAUGCUGGUGUCUUCCAAACCCAACGAGAUGUUCACAGAUGAGGCGGUGGAGGUGGAGGGGGAGAGCAUCACCUCAGGCACCACCAAUGACCACUGGGCAGGGAGUCAGGCUGAAAGUAGGUGCCUGCACACCUUGAGAGAUCCUCCCCCAGUGGCAUCACCCGUCUCAAAUCGGUUAUCUCUGAAAUGCAGGCUUGAGAUUGAUACAUUUAGACAGCUGCAUCCUGUAGCAUGAACGUCAUGUGAGAUACACAAUGCACAGUCCCACAAUUCUCCAUUCAACAGGCGAUAGAAGGUAUAUAUCCUUCUCUUUUGUGAUCUAGUAAGCAAAUAGGACAAGUGGAGCUACUAACCUUUAUGUGCCAUGUGUCUUUUAGAGUAACAGCACUUAUGGAAGACUUAGAAAUUAUACAGGUACUGAUUUGGUCAUGUACUUUUGAGUGAAAUUUGCAUAAUCCAGACAUAGAUACAUGACAAGGCAGGAAAGAUAGAUAUUAUGACUAUGAUGAUUAAACUAUCAAUCACAAGUACUGAGCAGUUUUGACCUGUAGAGAAAAAACAUUCAAAUAAUAAGAUAAAUACUUUUACUCUAUUAAUGGAGUACCAUGGUAUCAUACAACAUGUGUGCAUAAAUUGUCAUAUUUAUUUGGUACAUUAUUCCUCCUCCCCAAUGUCAUGAUAGAAACUGAUUCACCCCUGGGACUUCCUAUUAGAUGCAAGAAGGGGUUGGAAUAAUGCAGCUGUCUUGUCCGGUGAUUUGGCCAGGUCAGGAAGGAGAGGAGUGGUUGGAAUGUAGAGACCAACAAGUAGGUGUGAUCCAAAGGGUGGGCGUGGCCAGACAGAGCAAUAAUGGUUGAUGUCCUGAGCAGGUUCAUUUAGGGCUUUUUGGAGUGUCUCAGGUUGCAAGAACUCCCAAUGUCCCGCAUUCAUAUGUCAGAGGUCUCCAUCUACGGCGACAACCACCCAGAUUAAAAGAUUUUGUUUUCCCACUUCUUUUGAUCUAAUAAAAAGGGAACCAACCUAACCUGAACCAAAGAAAGAUUAUUUGAGGUUGGAUUCAAACAAUAUGCUUUGUUAGUCUAAAAAGCACAGUAUGACACCCCAGUAUGCCUGAUGGUACCAUGGCCAAUGAAACUAAUUAGAAUAGUGAAUAACUGCAGUUCAUUUUAUUAUAGUUUGCAACAGACAUGCAUCCACAUCAAUGGAUAUGGCAGAAGAGAACCUAUAAUUUUUUCCAGAUGUAAAAUAUUUGGAGACAUAACAUGGCAUAUUGCAUGUAAACAUUUAGAAUUAUUUUAUAGCUACUAUACUAUACAUAAUUUUAAAAAUAUAUUUUAUUCUAUGGCACAAUUGUAAGUAUGAGGAGCAGACUACCAAAAUAUUUAAAAAUGUUUAUGUUCUUUUAUAUACAUAUACAAAUAUAUACCCUAUGUAAUAUGUAGAAUAAUUCAACAAAGUGCCCGGUAUUUGAAGGUUUGUGUUGCACAAGCAAAUUCUUUCCUGUAAAGCAUGUAAAAGUUGUAUGUAUAAUAUAUGUAUACAUACACACACACAAUUAUAUAUCUGGACAUUGAACAUACAUAAAUAAAAUGUCCAGACAGGUUAGCACUUUUCAAAUUGCCUAGAUUAUACAUCAGGGAGUUUUUUCAGACACUAAAGAUGAAACUUGUAUGAAUGUUCUUUUGAGCAUAGAACUCAAACCAGAAAAUGGAUUUGAAGCAGGGAUUUGUUUUACCAGCAUCUGAUUUGCUGUCUGAAAAAAAAAUCACAAUAAUCACAGAUUACAAACUUCCAAACUUAGGCACUUCCCAUUGGAGUUAAAUAUGUUGCAAUUUAACUCAGAACAUGGCAAUACUGUGGUAAGAUUUCGGGUCUGCGUUGUCUGAAAGAGGUGUGUCUGUUUUCCAAAGUCCUCCUUUUUGUGCCAAGGUUUCUAUUGUCUCUUUUUUUUUCUUUGCAUUUAUUUUGUGUUCUUUUGGUUCUUUUGACAGCUUAUCUUGUGUCUUGUUAACAGAAACACACAGUCCUAAUGGAAAUUAGCUUUCCUCUGUUCUUUUUCUUUUUCAAUGACAUUCAAUUCCAGGUGCAGGGAUUUGACUGACUCACCACAGAACUAUACUAUUAUCGUUAUUAGUGUAAUUUACAUAGGAGAAUGAACACUACAGGGAGCCAAAGGGUAGGAGCACAACUGUUAGCUACUCUGACCCCACAGGAGAGUGUGCUCUCCUGAUGUCAUCCCCCCACCACGACAGGACCAGGACCACAGAACAGUGAGUCUGCUUGAGUGCUGCAUGCAGAAGAUGUUUCAUAUUAUUUCCUGGUUUUUUUGCACCUUUAAAUACGGUGGGGGUGGAUACAUUGCAUCGUACAUGGGAAUUGUUUUAAAGAAAGCUAUCAUUUCUCUGAACUCACCCCGCUGGUUUCCAAGUUGUGUAAUAUAUUCUUGCCUGCAGCAAGUUUAGGAUUCAACAGCCUUUGCGUGCUCCUUGAUAACCCCCCCCCCCCCCCC
Paramormyrops kingsleyae is the source of this 4703-nucleotide messenger RNA. It is a transcript of the gene diras1a, whose product is annotated as DIRAS family, GTP-binding RAS-like 1a. Gene Ontology annotation, biological process: signal transduction. Gene Ontology annotation, cellular component: membrane. Gene Ontology annotation, molecular function: GTP binding; GTPase activity. Lineage: Eukaryota; Metazoa; Chordata; Actinopteri; Osteoglossiformes; Mormyridae. The record is from RefSeq and is a predicted model, not a curated record.